ACUUUAUUCACCACAAAACAAUGUUUCCGGUUUCAAUUCUUCUUCUCUCUUCCGUUUGUUGGUUCACUGAGUGAAACCGCGUGCUAGUCGCUGGACUAUCUUUCAAGAUGGGUUUCCAAAAUAUCUGGUACUCUCACCCCAGGAAAUACGGCCAGGGCUCAAGAUCCUGCCGAUCCUGCGCUAACCAGCAUGGUCUGAUCCGCAAGUAUGGCCUCAACCUCUGCAGACAGUGCUUCAGAGAAUACGCCAAUGACAUUGGCUUCAAGAAGCUUGAUUAGAUUAAUUAAUUUUAAGGCUGCCUCCAUCUACUCCACCUGUGAAGGUUUUCUGAAAAUGUCAUCCUGUCAGUGAACUUUAUAUUAAAAGCCUCUACAAAAA
Messenger RNA from Frankliniella occidentalis (western flower thrips), 378 nucleotides. It is a transcript of the gene RpS29, whose product is annotated as 40S ribosomal protein S29. NCBI's taxonomy places the organism in Eukaryota, Metazoa, Arthropoda, Insecta, Thysanoptera, Thripidae. Gene Ontology annotation, cellular component: cytosolic small ribosomal subunit; ribosome. Gene Ontology annotation, molecular function: zinc ion binding; structural constituent of ribosome. The transcript has 3 exons. The record is from RefSeq and is a predicted model, not a curated record. Gene Ontology annotation, biological process: translation. Bases 108 to 278 code for a protein of 56 amino acids.